Molecule: messenger RNA, 2411 nt
Organism: Durio zibethinus
Lineage: Eukaryota; Viridiplantae; Streptophyta; Magnoliopsida; Malvales; Malvaceae
Product: tubby-like F-box protein 3
Source: RefSeq, a predicted model, not a curated record
CCAAACCAAAACCGGAAUCGGGCGGCCAUGGGCUUUGGAAUUAGCGUAGGACAAAGGGCAGUAUUGGAUAAGGAGCAGAUGGGACCCAUUGUCCAUUGAAAUUCUGGUCUAGGUGCCUUGACUCAAGCUCCCCGCAUAAACCGCACCAAAAGCAACCUAAACAACAACGCCAAAAGCCCUAACUUUCUGCCUCUCCUGCAUCUGCUGGCUGCAGACAGCACUUUCUCUCCGUCCAAAGACCUCAAGAUUUCAUUGAACCCGAAAACUGGGUCGACCAUCUGACCCGAAAAUCCGAUCCAUGUUGGCCCGGGAUGUUCUUGCAUGUUCUUUGAUGUUUUUAAGGGGAACUGGUGAUUGUGGGGUGCUGACUCACUUCGAUUAGUGGAAUAUUUUUCCAUCUUAUUGGACUUCUGGUUCUCGAUCAUGUUGUUUAGUGCUUAUUAGCUUAUUUGUGUAUGAAGUUUGAGAGGUUUUGGAACAUGGGUUGAUUAUACUCUUGUAUAAUACAACUGCAUAAUUCAAAUCAUUAGUGUUUAUUAUGGUGUAUGAUAGCAGCGAUCAUUUUAUGGUGUUUGGUGUAGAGAAUUGGAGGAAAAUUGGAUGUUUUUAAGUACAUUGUUGAGUUAUUAGAAAUUUUAGAGGUGAAGUGCUUUGUUAAGCUAUCAUUGGAUUCUAGACGAUUAGGACUGAGGCAUCAAUGUCGAUUAAGAGUAUUAUCCAGGACAUGAAGGGGGAGUUGGGGAGUAUCUCCCGAAAAGGGUUUGAUGUUAAGUUUGGGUAUGGCAUGAGAUCGAGGUCACACAGGGUAGUUCAGGAUAGUUCAGUUCCAGUUGAUGCGUUCAAGCAGAGUUGUUGGGCAAACAUGCCUCCUGAGCUUUUGAGGGAUGUGUUGAUAAGAAUAGAAGCAUCGGAGAGUAGUUGGCCUCCACGAAAGAAUGUGGUUGCUUGUGCUGGUGUAUGUAGGAAUUGGAGAGAGAUUAUGAAGGAAAUUGUGAAAACCCCCGAAAUUUCUGGCAAGUUGACAUAUCCAAUCUCAUUGAAGCAGCCUGGGCCAAGGGACUCCCUCCUUCAAUGCUAUAUAAAACGGAAUCGUAGCAACCAGACAUAUUAUCUUUACCUUGGCUUGAAUCAUGCUUCAAACGAUGAUGGAAAGUUUCUUCUUGCUGCAAGGAAGUGCCGCCGUCCUACCUGCACAGAUUACAUCAUAUCAUUAAAUGGUGAUGAUGUGUCAAAAGGAAGCAGUACCUACAUUGGAAAAUUGAGAUCAAACUUUUUGGGGACCAAAUUCACAAUUUAUGAUGCACAGCCUCCAAAUGCUGGAGCCAAAGUAACUAAAAGUCGCUCCACCAGGCUAAUUAACGUGAAACAAGUCUCUCCUCGUGUCCCAGCUGGAAACUAUCCUGUAGCCCACAUCUCAUAUGAGUUGAAUGUCCUGGGUUCUAGAGGUCCAAGGAGAAUGCAAUGCGUCAUGGACGCAAUCCCAGCCUCUUCUAUUGAGCCUGGAGGUGUUGCUCCAACUCAGACUGAGUUCCUACACAAUAAUCUGGAUACCUUCCCAUCACUGCCAUUCUUUAGAUCAAAAUCAACCCGCUUAGAGAGUUUCCUGUCUGGACCUUUGUCUGGCCAGAAAGAUGGAAUGCUGGUGUUGAGGAAUAAGGCACCCAGGUGGCAUGAACAACUCCAGUGCUGGUGUCUGAACUUCAAUGGACGGGUGACAGUUGCUUCAGUCAAAAAUUUUCAGCUGGUUGCUUCUCCAGAGAAUGGAGUUGCUGGGCAGGAGCAUGAGAAUGUCAUUCUCCAGUUCGGAAAAGUGGGAAAGGAUGUAUUUACCAUGGAUUAUCAGUAUCCAAUCUCAGCUUUUCAGGCAUUUGCUAUAUGCCUUAGUAGCUUUGACACCAAGAUUGCUUGUGAGUGAUUUGCAAUCAGGUAUUGCCAGAUGCAAAAUAGUUGGUUUGCAGAGUAAUAGUCAUGCUAUGGACUCGGAAUGUUCUGCUACAAAGUUUCUAUGUACUUUAAUGCUUUCUGGUUUCCAUAUGAGCAGUUUGGGGUAUAAAUUUUAUUUUAGUUCUUUGCUGUACAUAUAACUGUUUGUAUUAUGAGCGAGACAUGAUCGCUACGUUUGUCGCGUGCUUUGCUAACAUAGUUGUCUCUUUGAUCAUUGAGCGAGAAGAAACUAGAAAAUCUGUCUAAUGUCUUCUUGAAUUUGCUAAUGGGGUUUCCCUGUUGGAGACUUUUGUCCAUUUUAGAUGUCCGCUUCCUCAUUUUUCAAAUUGUGCCUGUUAAAUGUUAGUCAGAAAUUCAUUUUACUAACAGUUUGGCAUAAUUGUUGAUAUUUACUGUUCAAGUUCUUGGUUAAUCUUUUGCCUGUCCUCAAGCUUGGGACUUGUUUUUAUGUUUGGUACUGAGGUGGA